GGCAGAGGGGGAAGUGGGCGGGAGCCACGGGCCAAGUCUCGAGAGUCGCCGGUAGCCGCGGGACGCUGGGCAGGUGGGAACCCGCGUGGUCCGGGCCGCGAUGAACAAUGGCAUCGGUCAAGGUGGCUGUGAGGGUCCGGCCCAUGAAUCGCAGGGAGAAGGACUUGGAAGCCAAAUUCAUUAUUCAAAUGGAGAAAAGCAAAACAACAAUCACAAACUUAAAGAUACCAGAAGGAGGGACCGGGGACUCAGGAAGAGAACGGACCAAGACCUUCACCUACGACUUUUCUUUUUAUUCUGCUGAUACGAAAAGUCCAGAUUAUGUUUCACAAGAAAUGGUUUUCAAAACCCUCGGCACAGAUGUCGUGAAGUCUGCAUUUGAAGGUUAUAAUGCAUGUGUCUUUGCAUAUGGGCAGACUGGAUCAGGAAAGUCAUACACUAUGAUGGGAGAUUCUGGCGAUUCUGGCUUAAUACCCCGGAUCUGCGAAGGGCUCUUCAGUCGGAUAAAUGAAACCACCAGAUGGGAUGAGGCAUCUUUUCGAACUGAAGUCAGCUACUUAGAAAUUUAUAAUGAACGUGUGAGAGAUCUACUUAGACGGAAGUCAUCCAAAACCUUCAAUUUAAGAGUCCGUGAGCAUCCAAAAGAAGGACCUUAUGUUGAGGAUUUAUCCAAACAUUUAGUACAGAAUUACGGUGAUGUCGAAGAGCUUAUGGAUGCAGGAAACAUCAAUCGGACCACCGCCGCCACAGGGAUGAAUGAUGUCAGCAGCAGGUCUCACGCCAUCUUCACCAUCAAGUUCACGCAGGCAAAAUUUGAUGCUGAAAUGCCAUGUGAAACUGUGAGUAAGAUCCACUUAGUCGAUCUUGCUGGAAGUGAGCGGGCAGAUGCCACUGGUGCCACCGGGGUCCGGCUGAAGGAAGGGGGUAACAUCAACAAAUCCCUCGUGACUCUGGGAAAUGUCAUUUCUGCCUUAGCUGAUUUAUCUCAGGAUGCUGCAAGCCCUCUUGUAAAGAAGAAGCAAGUUUUUGUGCCUUACAGGGAUUCUGUUUUGACUUGGUUGUUAAAAGAUAGCCUUGGAGGAAACUCUAAAACUAUCAUGAUUGCCACCAUUUCACCUGCUGAUGUCAAUUACGGAGAAACCCUAAGUACUCUUCGCUAUGCAAAUAGAGCCAAAAACAUCAUCAACAAGCCUACCAUUAAUGAGGACGCCAACGUCAAGCUCAUCCGUGAGCUGCGAGCGGAAAUAGCCAGGCUGAAAAUGCUGCUUGCUCAAGGGAAUCAGAUUGCCCUCUUGGAUUCUCCCACAGCCUUAAGCAUGGAGGAGAAACUUCAGCAGAAUGAAGCCAGAGUUCAAGAAUUGACCAAGGAAUGGACAAAUAAGUGGAAUGAAACCCAAAAUAUUUUGAAAGAACAAACUCUGGCCCUGAGGAAAGAAGGGAUUGGGGUUGUUUUGGAUUCCGAGCUGCCCCAUUUAAUUGGCAUUGAUGACGACCUUCUGAGCACUGGCAUUAUCUUGUAUCACUUGAAGGAAGGUCAGACAUAUGUUGGUAGAGAAGAUGCUUCAACAGAACAAGAUAUUGUUCUUCACGGCCUCGACUUGGAGAGUGAGCACUGCAUCUUUGAAAAUGUCGGGGGGACGGUGACACUGAUUCCCCUGAGUGGGUCCCAGUGCUCUGUGAACGGUGUUCAGAUCAUGGAGGCCACGCACCUCAAUCAAGGUGCCGUGAUACUCUUGGGAAGAACCAAUAUGUUUCGCUUUAACCAUCCGAAGGAGGCCGCCAGGCUCAGGGAGAAGAGGAAGAGUGGCCUUCUGUCCUCCCUCAGCUUGUCCAUGACCGACCUGUCCAAGUCCUGCGAGAACCUCUCUGCCGUCAUGCUGUACAACCCAGGUCUUUUCCCUAUAAAAGGACCCAUCUGUCUAAGACUUGAAUUUGAGCGGCAACAGCGUGAAGAACUUGAGAAAUUAGAAAGUAAAAGAAAGCUCAUAGAAGAGAUGGAGGAAAAGCAAAAGUCCGACAAGGCUGCGCUGGAGCGGAUGCAGCGGGAGGUGGAGACGCAGCGCAAGGAGACGGAGAUCGUGCAGCUGCAGAUCCGCAAGCAGGAGGAGAGCCUCCAACGCCGCAGCUUCCACCUGGAGAGCAAGCUCAAGGACCUACUGGCCGAAAAGGAGCGGUUCGAGGAGGAGAGGCUGAAGGAGCAGCAGGAGAUUGAGCUGCAGAAGAAGAAACAAGAAGAGGAGUGCUUUCUCCGCGCCCAGGAAGAGCUCCAGCGGCUGCAAGAACUCAACAGCCACGAGAAGGCCGAGAAGGUUCCAAUAUUUCAGGAGCUGGAGCAACUCAGAAGGGAAAAAGAGGGGCAGUGCGUCAAGCUGGAGCAGGAGGAGAAGCGGCUGGAGGAGCAGGUCCUGGUCCGGCCGCUGCAGCACGGGGAGGCACAGCGCGCGGAGGAGGAGCGGCAGGACCUCCAGGGCAUCCGCGCAUCCCUCCUGCGGGCCAAGGAGGCCGGUGCCGAGCUGGGGGUCGAUGACGGCCGGGAGCUCGAACGGGCGCAGCUGCGUUUCUUAGAUUUCAAGCGAAGGCAGCUGGCCGCGUUGGCCUCCCUGGAGAAGGAGCUGGUUCAGCAGAAGGACCUCCUGACAAAGGAGGUGGAGGAAGAACGCGAAAUCCUAGAGCGCUUAAAACCUGGCAGCAAGGAAGCAUCGAGGUUGUUGUUAAAGAAGGACGGUGGUGUCGCAGAUGUCCCCCACGCGGCUGGAGACGUGGAGCAGAUCACGCCGGCAGAGGGGAGGCUACAGUGUAAGGAGCGCCAGCUCCAGUGUCUCCUGCAGCAUCACUUGCCGAGGCUGCUGGAAGAGAAACAGAGAGCCUGUGAGAUCCUCGACCGAGGUCCUCUCGGCCUAGACAACACUCUCUACCAAGUGGAGAAAGAGAUGGAAGAAAAGGAAGAGCAGCUCGCGCAGUUCCAGGCCAGAGCCAGCCAGCUGCAGAAGCUGCAGGCCACCUUCGAGUUCACGGCCAGCGUGGCCCGUCAGGAGGAGAAGGUGAGGCGGAAGGAAAAGGAGACCCUGGAAUCCCAGGAGCAGCAGCAGACAGAGGCGCUGGAGCGGGCGGUGGCCCGGCUGGAGAGGAGGCGCUCUGCCCUGCGGCGGCGCUGCGCCCGGGGCCUGGGGGCCGAGCAGCAGAGGCCGAAGCCGGCCACCUUGACCGCGGGCGGCAGCGAGCGGGCCGGGCUCUGGGCCGGCCUGGGGGCCGAGCAGGAAGCCCUGGAGAAGGACCGGGAGAGGUUAGAACAUGAAAUACAGCAGUUGAAGCAGAAGAUCUCUGAGGUCGAUGGUGUUCAAAAAGGGCAUCGUGGGACCUUGGAAGGAAAACCUGCUUCUUCCAGCUUGCCAUCCAGUGCUGAAAAGUCUUACCUGGUCCCCCUGAUGGAUGCCAGGAUCAGUGCUUACAUUGAAGAAGAAGUCCAGAGGCGCCUUCAGGAUCUGCACCGCGUGGUUGGCGAUGGCAGCGGUGCACCUGCUGAGACCAUGAAGGAUAAUGAGAAACUUCACAAUGGCACCAUUCAACGUAAGCUAAAAUAUGAGCGGAUGGUGUCUCGCUCUUUGGGAGCAAAUCCAGACAACCUGAAGGACCCCAUCAAAAUUAGUAUUCCACGCUAUGUUCUCUGCGGCCAAGGGAAGGACGAGCACUUCGAGUUUGAGGUCAAGAUCACUGUCCUGGAUGAGACGUGGACCGUAUUCAGGCGUUACAGUCGUUUCCGAGAAAUGCAUAAAACAUUGAAGUUGAAGUAUGCAGAGAUGAGGCAGAGUUACUAUUGAUGUCUAGUGUCCAUGAAGUUUACCUGUGGAUCCAGGUCAUAGUCUGAGAGUCAGGCAGGACAAAAACAUAGCUCAUCAAGAAGCUGAAAAGAAAGGACUAUUUUAAAACCACAUCCCCUUUCAACCAUUAGAAUGAAUGAAUAGUGAAGACCUAGUGUCCUGUCCCCUUCCCCCCUUUUGGAUGAGUGGUCUGGUAGGCUCUGAAUGUAUUUCAUGAAGUGGUAGGACAUGGGGCUGGAAGAUCAGAGGGUCACUGAGAGAGCUGCUCCUUCUAGGAGGUCCAGAGAUGCCAACCCCUGUCGGAUUUGUAGAGGACUUUUUUACAGUUAACAAGGAACCUUCCCUCCUGAGUGCUGGAGCCUAAUGGGCUCCGGAGAAUCAUCUCACAGUGAAAGCAGUUACACAUUGAAAUCGAUUGUUGAGGGCCCUUUUAUUAUCUUAGCCAAUAGUGAUUCUGAAGCAGGUUUGUGCUUCUGCCCAGAGGCAGGAGGAUGAACCAUGAAAAUGGGAUAUUUUAUGUAUUAAAAUGUACGAUCUAAAUAAAUGCUAAGAGAAAUUGACUGCCCAUGUGUGGUGAGAGCCUAAGUUACUGGGAACAGGUGUGUUGCCUGUCUGCAUCAUAACUGAAUUAUCACAGUGAGUCUUCAGAGUCCCUAAGUGUCAGACAGGAUCAGCCUCCAUCAGCCAUAUCCCCAGGGGGGCUCCUUUCUCCCUGUUACAGAGCUAAGGGAGAAAAAUAUUUUCAGAGCCUUCGAGUAAAACAUGAAAGAUUGCUGUGUUAGAGCAACUGUUCAGUCUCACAUCUGGCAGUCUCUGGAUGCCCAGUAAAUACCAUUGGGAAGGAAGAAAACGAUUAGGGCAAGAGCUUAUGUAAUUUGUAUAUGAACUUUCAGUUUGUACUGAUAGAACCGUUUUUAACCUUCUUUAUUUCCCAAGUAAUUUCCCCAAAGUAGCACCAAAAAAGGGAAAGAAAAGAAACUGCCUAUUGGCCUUGUAUUUGUCUUAGACAGCCAUUUACCAUCCAUCACUGAAAUGCAUUCUAAACAGUUUUAUAACCAGCAUUCCAAAUUUAAUAUAAAAAUUGCAAAUCUGCUCACCACCCAAAUUAUAAUGCUACCGACCACAGCCACAGGGAGCAUUCAGUAAACCUUAGAUAAAUUCAGCCACACCAAGCGCUCAGCCUCCUUGAAUUUUUAAAUAGCACACAGCUAUGUAGGCAAAAAUUGAAUGCUGCCAGCUUCCUAACCUGGUACGUUAUCAGAGGCCCGCUUAACCUCACUGUAUGGCUUGUAUCAUACGAUUUUCUCUACCUGAUAGAUAAUCAGUAUUUAAAUCACUUCUUUCAAUGGUGGGUUGGGGAGCAAAAGGCACCAAUUAGCUGGGAAGCUUUUCUAAGACAUGUGGUUCCAGGACCCAAGCUAGGAAAUUCUAAUUCAGGAAAUCUGACAUGGGAUCUGAGAGUGUGUGUAGUUAGGGAAAAAAAUAUUCCCCAAAUGAUGCUCUCUGGACCGUUGGUUAAGAUGCUGCCUGUCAUUUCUUUUGCAUCCACCUUGGGAGCGUUAUUGAUUUUUCAUUAUUACAGUCAUUAUAGAUCACCAAAUCUAAAAGGUGAUUUCCAGUGACAAAUAAUCUGGUCAAAAUUAACGACAGGCACAUUUAAACCUAGACAAUGAAAACAUGUUGAUUGCCUCUUUGAUCACCAAAGACUAUGAAACAUAGAUUUGUACCAGGCUUUCCUCUCCAACCAGCAGGGAAACUUCUGUAACAAUGGGUUGGAACCACUUGCACAUUAUGAGACAUCAAGUACUCCAAGGGGCCUUAAAGAUUGGGUAGUCCAGUUUUUCAUUUUAGAAAUGAGGAAUCAAGUCCCCAGGGAGAGUUUUGUUCAAAGUCACAUCAAGACUUGGGGCCCAGGCAAGGUUCAUGUCUCCUGACUCCUAGUCUUUCUUCUUUCUCCUGAGUCUCCAUGACCAUGUUCACUCAAGAAGGGGGAGUUUUCAGAGUUCUCCAGAUGAGCCCAGAAAGAAGAAAAUCUCUUCCCUAUAAAAAUCUGUUACAUAGCAAGACCCCAUGGAUGAAAGCUAGAAAUGGGGUUCCUUCUAUUGAAUGUCAUGGCAAUGACAGGUUCCUGUCACGUCUCAGUCCCUGAAAGGGACAAUUAGCAUCACAGUAACAGAUGGAAAAUACAAACAUUUGAGUUAAUUCAACUGCAUAAUUAUUCAUAAAAAUGCAAUAUGAAAUUCUCAUAGAUCUGAAAUGUUUCUCACUUUGAAAAAUUGUUGUGACAUGU
Messenger RNA from Kogia breviceps (pygmy sperm whale), 6108 nucleotides. NCBI's taxonomy places the organism in Eukaryota, Metazoa, Chordata, Mammalia, Artiodactyla, Physeteridae. The record is from RefSeq and is a predicted model, not a curated record.